Messenger RNA from Chrysoperla carnea, 842 nucleotides. Its product is annotated as transcription factor Sox-14-like. Gene Ontology annotation, molecular function: RNA polymerase II cis-regulatory region sequence-specific DNA binding; DNA-binding transcription factor activity, RNA polymerase II-specific. Gene Ontology annotation, biological process: cell differentiation; anatomical structure morphogenesis; regulation of DNA-templated transcription. Bases 13 to 714 code for a protein of 233 amino acids. NCBI's taxonomy places the organism in Eukaryota, Metazoa, Arthropoda, Insecta, Neuroptera, Chrysopidae. The record is from RefSeq and is a predicted model, not a curated record. The transcript has 2 exons.
AUAAAACGUCCAAUGAAUGCAUUUAUGGUUUGGUCAAGAAUUCAACGGCGUAAAAUUGCAACAAACAAUCCAAAACUACACAAUUCAGAAAUAUCGAAACGUUUGGGUAGUCAAUGGAAAUUAUUAACUGAAUUUGAAAAACGACCUUUCAUAGAUGAAGCAAAACGAUUACGAGUCCAACAUAUGCUAGAGUAUCCAAAUUAUAAAUACCGUCCACGACGAAAGCUACGCUCGAUAUCGCAAACAAAUAAUGCAACUCGUCAACUUUUACAACAAACUGUUAAACGGCAAAAACAAGACUUAAUUUCAAAUGAUAGUGAUAAAUUUCGUAUUAUGGAAAUAAAUCAAGUAGAUCCAAGUUUAAAUCCAGGUAAUGGAAAUAAUGUGAAUAACAUGUCGAUAUAUCCUUCAUUUUCUUUUGUCGACCCAGUAAAUUCUUUAACCAGGACAUUAUAUGUAAAUCCAGGUCAAAUUAACCAUCAUCAAUAUUCUAAUCCGCAUGAAUUAUCAAAAGCGUUUUCGUUACCACCGUAUGCCAGUUUACAUCAUCAACAGCCAAAUCCAGCACCAAAUUCCCCAUCAAAUUUUUACUUUCAUUCAACUUUCAGAAACUACUUAGAACUUACUUCAGGUUCGCCAACCGGUAUCAGCUUGCCAAAUAUAUCAUCAGAAGUCGCCCACAUUCCAAAACUAAAUAGUUCUUAUUUCAACUAAUCAAGCCUUUGGUGACAUAUUUGUUUAGGUUUUAAAUAAUUGUUAUAUAACUAGCAAUAAUAAGCGACAAACAAUAAAAGAAUACUGCUUUUAGAUUUUUUGAUCUUUAUUUGUUUAGCAGUUUGUUA